AUGGAUUCCUCUUUGCCCUGGAAUAAAAAUAUCUAUUUGGGACCACCGCCACUUGUUGAGGACCAUCCUGAAUUUGAAGAUGCAAAUGUUAUUUACAAACACUACGGAACCCUUCAGCGCAUCCUCUUUGCAACAAACCACUCUGUGACCGAGGAUAGAACAAUGUCGCCAAGAAAAGUUCUCCCGGAUACUGGAGUUUCCGUCGUCAUUAUGUCCGCCCCGGAAGAUUCCAUGUCUAUUCUGCUGGAGGGAUGUAGGCGCUGUCCCGGCGAUAUGUUACUAGUUCUGUCUCAGUCAUGGAUCACUUUCAGUAAGACCGAUAAGAAAUCGGAAUGGAAGUCCAUGUUUGUUCAUAAGGCCGUGACAUUUGAGUCUAGUUGCAAGUCAUACCUGGACGUUUUUAAUCCACCAAGAAGAGUAUCAUAUUUCUUCAACAACUAUCAGAAUCUCUAUGGAAAGAGUUUCUCGGAAGAUUUAGAAAACAAUCUGGACUGCCCGAUGUCAGGUUCUCCAAUUCUAAACAAAGUGAUUAACGACAAGCUUUGGGCACGUGAUCUGAUGACUAAAGCAGGACUGGUCUUUCCUAAGACUCUCGCCUUCACGUUUGGAACCCCAGAGCAACACAAGUUUGAUAGCGUCUUAGGAUUAACGUUUGUACGCCUCGAUUUAGAUGUAAAUGUGGAGAAAACCGUGUCGGAUGCCAUUUCUACCUUUCUAGAUUCAAUAGACGAUAAAGAAAAAAUGUUCAUGGUUAGACGAACAGGAUCGCAAAGAAAAUUACAAAAUGAGACAAGGCCCUCAUAUCACAUCAGAAACGAUGCAAAUGGAAUUAAACAAGCAGUUCUGGAUGUUCUUCAUACUCUACAGCCCGAGGAAGGUGUUCUGCUAGAAGUCACACAAGACACAGGUGAACCAUAUCCAUGCUCAACCAACCAAAAUGAUUUAAAAUUUAGCAUUUGGGCAAAUGUUUGUCGAAGCACCGUAAAGAAUUCAAAAGUUUCUUCCAUUAUUUGUGAAACUGGACAAGGGACAGAAACGACCUCUACUAGAACGCCCCAAUCGCUAAAAUCUACCUUAAAAGAGAGAGAACUAGGAAAGGAAGAGGAGAGAAUCACAAAUCUCAUUACAGACAUGUCCAAAAAGUUGUUUCAAACUUUAAUCAGUGAAGAAAUAGCUUUAGUUAAAAGUAAAACAGGAGGAACGAUUUUCCAAACUGAUGUUAUAGGGAUUGAAUAUAUAAUGGCCAAAGAAAAUGGCAUUUUCACACCAUUUCCUGUUAACAUAAAAGGAAAUGACAGCCUCAGUUUCUGUCAUUUUUUCGAGUUGAUGAAUCCAAGUUUUGCCGGAAAAACCGUUGCCCCUUUAGUCAGAACCAUGGUGGAAAGGUCCCAAGAGUAUAUGAUGCAAAACAAAAUUCUUUUGGUAAUUGGCAAAGGAAGAGUUAACAAGGAAUAUCUGUGGAAACUAACUGAGGACAAAAAAAUUAAGGUGGUACUGGUGGACAACAUUCCAAAGGAGAAAGCGCCUAAGGUUUACCACUUCAUCCAGUAUGAUUUUAUGGAUCGCCAGAACAACGAUUCUCAUGCGGCAGAGAUCAUAAGGCGCCUCAAAAGAGAAGGUAUAACUGUCGAUGGCUGCUGUGCAUACCUAGAGGACAAUACUCUUCUUGCAUCUAUCAUCUGUGAAAUCCUCGGCCUCAAUGGAUCGGGCGUGAAAGGAACUCAAGCAUCCAAAGUAAAAUCAGCAACUCAGAAAACACUCUUCUUGCAAAAGCAACAUGCGGCAAAUUACCCUCGUUUCAGUUCGUAUGCUUCAAAGAGCAUUCGUAUACGAUCAGUUGACGAUAUUUCCUCCGCUGUAGACCAAGUGAGCUUACCUUGUGUUCUUAAAUUUGAAUAUGGUUGCUGUCAGGUGGGAGUACAACGUUGUAACUCUAAAGAGCAAUGCAUUGAAGCUUUCGGGUCUUUCAAGUCGUUUCUAGAAAAUGCAAGAGAAAAUGAUUACCCUACAAUAGGCCUGACAUAUGAAAACGAAAUGAUGCUGAUGCCAUAUCUAGAUGGCACAGAACAUGAUAUCGAUGUAGUUAUGUAUAAACAACAGUUGGUAAUGGCAAUCGUGAGAGAUAAUGGUCUUACGAGGCCAGACUCAUUCUUAGAGACUUCUAAUUGUUGGCCAUCGUUUCUCUCUCUUGAGAAACAGCGUCAGCUUAUUGCUGCUGCUUAUUUAUGUUGCAUUGGGGUUGGUCUGGAAAGUGGCGUCUUCAAUGUGGAAAUGAAAAUGACAUCUACCGGUCCAAAAUUGAUAGAGCUGAACGCAAGAAUGGCUGGCUACAUUAUUCGGAGCUGGCUUUCAGAUUAUUGUGGGAUCGAGUUGGCUCUCUACGUGAGUAUGAUCGCCUGUGGAAUGAGACCCAUACCUCCACCGAGUAUAGAUCCUGAAUUUCAACUGAUGGGAAUCAUGUGCUUUCCAUCCUUACACGCGGAAUUGCUCAACGAGCAAAACAAGAGAACAUUAAAGAGGUAUGCAGAUAAUGGUGAUAUUAAUUGCGUGAUCAUUAGGCCAUCACAACAUUUCGAUCCAUCCAAGGGUAUCGAAUUUCCUCUAUGCAAUAUCUCUGUAACUGGAAGUUCGUUAGAAGAAGCCAAAGAUAAACUUCUUAGUGUUUGCAAAACUUUAAAAAUCACCAAAGAGGAGUACGACGUAGAACACUUUCUGUCCAUCUUUAAAAUUUAACAGAUUGUGUACAUGUAUCCUACGGAUGAGUUUUUCUUGAAAGUCAUGAUACGUAUGGUUUAUUUGAACUUCAUAAUUUUUCACUGGUAUCAAGCUUCUGUAUUGUCAAACUUCCAGUGACUUUGAUAACAUGAUAGACUAUCCAUAGACGAACCAAGGAUCCGUUUAGUCGAACGGCUAAAGAACGGAUCAUUGAAAGAUUAUAGCCCUUGACUCCAUCAGCCGAUGACAAUUAAUGUUAAA
Messenger RNA from Saccostrea cuccullata (small rock oyster), 2976 nucleotides. Its product is annotated as carnosine synthase 1-like. The record is from RefSeq and is a predicted model, not a curated record. The transcript has 5 exons. Gene Ontology annotation, molecular function: ATP binding; carnosine synthase activity; ATP hydrolysis activity. Bases 1 to 2733 code for a protein of 910 amino acids. Gene Ontology annotation, biological process: carnosine biosynthetic process. Lineage: Eukaryota; Metazoa; Mollusca; Bivalvia; Ostreida; Ostreidae.